AUGUUCUCCAGAGUGUUUGUACGUGCGGCUUCUAACGCUGCCAAGGCCGGUGUCAAGCCGCCAGUCAAGUUGUUCGGUGUGGAAGGCACCUAUGCCAGUGCUUUGUUCACUGCGGCCUCUAAGGAGACCAGCGUCGAGUCUGCGUCUUCCUCAUUAGUUAAGUUGUCCUCUUUGAUCAAAGAGGACGCCAAAUUGAAGCACAUCAUGGAAAACCCAGCUUUGUCCACCAAGGACAGAGCCGUUGUGGUGGAUUCCCUAGUGAAGAGCUCCGCAAACUUGGACAAGCCAGUCGUGAACUUGUUGAAGGUUCUAGCCGAGAACAACAAGCUGGGCCUGUUCGACAAGAUAUCAUCCCAAUUCUCCAUCUUGAAUGACGCCCACAACGGAUUGAUCAGGGGCUCCGUCACCACAGCACAGCCUUUGGACAGCAAGAACUUCAAGAGAUUGGAAAAAGCAUUACAACAGAGCUCUCUAGUUGGCCAACAGAAGACCCUGAAGUUGGAUAACGUUGUCAAGCCUGACAUCAAAGGUGGUUUGAUAGUGGAAGUUGGCGACCAAACCAUUGACCUAAGUGUCUCUUCAAAGAUCCAAAAACUAAACAAGGUGUUAGAAGAAACUAUUUGA
Messenger RNA from Nakaseomyces glabratus, 624 nucleotides. It is a transcript of the gene ATP5, whose product is annotated as F1F0 ATP synthase subunit 5. Gene Ontology annotation, biological process: proton motive force-driven mitochondrial ATP synthesis. Gene Ontology annotation, cellular component: membrane. Lineage: Eukaryota; Fungi; Ascomycota; Saccharomycetes; Saccharomycetales; Saccharomycetaceae. Gene Ontology annotation, molecular function: proton-transporting ATP synthase activity, rotational mechanism. The record is from RefSeq and is a predicted model, not a curated record.